Molecule: messenger RNA, 984 nt
Organism: Encephalitozoon romaleae SJ-2008
Lineage: Eukaryota; Fungi; Microsporidia; Unikaryonidae
Product: splicing factor 3B subunit 2
Exons: 1
Coding region: 1-984 (327 amino acids)
Biological process (GO): mRNA splicing, via spliceosome; regulation of DNA-templated transcription
Cellular component (GO): catalytic step 2 spliceosome; nucleus; U2 snRNP
Molecular function (GO): DNA binding
Source: RefSeq, a predicted model, not a curated record
AUGAAAUCAAGAGCCCAUAUGAAGAUAGGGAUUGAUGAUGAAUAUGGAUUCAUUCACAGGAUAAGGCCUUCCAGAAGUUCUUCAAACAAGAGGCAAAGAAAGAGAGAGGCUUUGCAGAAUAGAUAUGAAGAUCUCAAGCUUAUUGUUCCACAUCCAGAACUCCUUGAGAUUGAGGAUUCAACAUGCCCUGACCCAAUAUUCCACAAUGAGAUGAAGGGGCGUGGGGGAGUUCCUGUCCCCAAACACUGGAAGUCAAGUUCUGGAAGGAUGUUUCCCCGCUCGUACUAUAAACCCAGCUACAGAAUCCCGAGAAAUGUGAUGAAGACAGGGAUUCCGGAGCUGAGAAAAAUGAUGAAAGAGAGAGAGGCCGGAAUGAGCCUUAGAGAAAGGAUAAGGGAAAAGCUAUAUCCAAAGCUUGGGAGGUCUUUGGUAGAUCAGCAGGUGUUGUACGAGGCCUUUUUCCUGGAGAAGGGAAAGCCAUAUCUUAGCAACUAUGGGGAAUUCUUUGAACCAGGGACAGAUAGCUUUGUAAAGAGAUGUUCACCGGGAGUAAUAAGUAAUGAGCUUAUGGAAGCUUUGGGAAUUGAUGAUGGUGCACCACCCCCAUGGCUCUUCAAUAUGCAGAAGCAUGGAAUGCCUCCAUCCUAUCCCGAUGCAAAGAUUCCUGGGUUGAAUGUGCCUAUACCUGAGGGAUGCUCCUAUGGAUAUCAACCCCUAGGCUGGGGAGAACCUUUAUUUGAAGUUAGUAAUGGAACAACUGAAAAGGAUACUUUACAGAAGGAUAUUGGGGCCAUCUACAAUAGCGAGAAUCAAUAUACUAGGCCUGUAUACAUUGAGGACUUUGAAGAAAGGGUUGUAAUAAACAAUAACGAGACCACCCAGGAUGAAUCACCUAGGGCCGAGGUAGCUACCAAGGAAGAUACAGAAGGAAAAAGAAAAGGGAGAGAUAGGAAGGAAAAACUUUAUAAGAGCAUUAAAUUCUGA